Talaromyces rugulosus is the source of this 1863-nucleotide messenger RNA. RefSeq lists its product as uncharacterized. Gene Ontology annotation, biological process: phosphorelay signal transduction system; regulation of DNA-templated transcription. The record is from RefSeq and is a predicted model, not a curated record. The transcript has 7 exons. Bases 1 to 1863 code for a protein of 620 amino acids. Gene Ontology annotation, molecular function: phosphorelay response regulator activity; DNA-binding transcription factor activity; sequence-specific DNA binding. Lineage: Eukaryota; Fungi; Ascomycota; Eurotiomycetes; Eurotiales; Trichocomaceae.
AUGGACGGCCAAUCUUCGAAUACCAGCUCAGCUGGCAAUUCCAGUGACUUUGUCCGAAAACUCUACAAGAUGUUGGAAGACCCGUCAUACUCGGAAAUUGUUCGUUGGGGAGACGAGAAUGACAGCUUUGUCGUGUUAGAGUGCGAGAAAUUCACAAAAUCAAUCCUGCCCAAACACUUCAAGCACAGCAAUUUUGCCAGUUUUGUUCGCCAACUCAACAAAUACGAUUUCCACAAGGUUCGCCAGAACAAUGAGGAAACCGGGCAAUCUCCAUAUGGGCCGAAUGCUUGGGAGUUCAAGCACCCCGAAUUCAAAGCGAAUAACAAGGACUCGUUGGACAACAUCCGAAGAAAAGCGCCCGCCGCUCGCAAACCUACCCAGAUCAGCGAGGAAGCCGUGCCAACAGCCCAGAUCGAUUUGAUGAACUCGCAGUUGAUCGCGCAGCAGCAACAAAUCCAGCAACUGACGGAUCGAAAUGCCCAGCUGACAGUGGACUCCCAGGUGCUGUUGCAAGAAGUGAUGCGCAUGCAAAAGAACGUGAUGCAGCACGAAUGUGUUAUCCACCAAUUCAUGAACUAUCUAAUCACCGUCGACGCUCGCCAUCGCCGCGAAAGCAGGGCCAGUGGCCCUUUUGCCGCCCAAGACGGUGUGACUCCGAACCCGGUCGACGACCUCCCUGCGUCUCCCUUACAACAAGCUUCAAAGAUUCUGAGCGACAUGAACAACUCACAGAUGCCAGCCAACGUUCCGCCGCAAAUGGAUCCGCUAAACGAUCCUUCCAAGGCGCAGGUGCUGGCUACACCUCCUCUGGGCCCCACCGCACGCAACGGGGUCGCUCGCGCACCCAACUCGGCUGGUUCAGCUGCAUCUAUGGGCUAUCCCAAGGUGAAUGGAGAGCUGGAGAACGUGGUGUACCCCGUAGGCACAACCAACGGCAUCGACCCCAUGUAUAGCGAACAUGUGGGCCAAAUUCCAUACUCUAUACCGCCGACGAAAGAACUGGCUAUUGAUACUAGUGACGCACGGCGACAAUAUCCGGAGAACCGGAAAAAGACAGCGCUUGUCAACCCCGGAUGGAUCAAACAGCCACAAAUUUUGCUUGUGGAAGAUGAUGUUACAUGUCGCCAUAUUGGCGGCAAAUUCCUGGGGUCUUUCAAAUGUAACAUUGAAUAUGCAUACGACGGACUCGAGGCCGUCAACAAGGUCCAGUCGGGCAAGAGAUACGAUUUGAUUUUGAUGGAUAUUAUAAUGCCUAAUUUAGACGGAGUAUCUGCCUGCCACCUUAUUCGCCAAUCCGAUCGCACGCCGAUUAUUGCCAUGACAUCCAAUAUUCGGAGCGACGACAUUCAGCUGUACUUUCAGCACGGAAUGGAUGAUGUCCUACCUAAACCGUUCACUCGCAAAAGCCUCCUCGACAUGCUUGAGAAGCACUUGGUUCACCUCAAGACGGUUCCGCCGACAAUGGAUGGCGUUUCUGCGACGCCAAUGACCACGCAGAAUUCGGCAGCGCAGUCGAUCAAGGAGGACAGCUCGCCGGGACAGUCACCUGCAGCCUCUAUGAACAACUGGCAAUCGCCUAGUCAGCUCCAAGGGAUGUCGCCGGUUCCUCUCAAUGUACAGCAAGUACCACAGCCGUACAUGCAGCAGAUGGCUCCCAACGCGGCACCUUUUGCGAUUGACCCGAAUGGCGUGCAAUAUGCUGCACCUCAAGCGACGAUCAACCAGUCUGCAGUUCGACCACCGCACCGGCGCCAGAUAUCAGAGAUCUCGGGCGUGCAAGACCCGGCAGCCUAUGCAAAGCGACAGCGGAUGUACCAGAACCCGCAAAUGAUGAGCCAGGUCGCGGGGCAGCAGGGCGGGUGA